CUCAUGACAGAGAGUAUGACAGUCAAACUCACCAGGAGUUUAGAGGUGUCAACACCAGCAGCUACGACUUUGGAUCUCUUGAAAACUGGUUUUCAUGACAUGUCCGGUUGUAUUUAAAGGAGUGAAGACAUGAUGAAUGGAGAAACAAAGACUUUAACUUUGGAGGACACAGAGAAAGGAGGGGCCGUAGUCACAGGAAUCAAAAAGCCUGCAAUUAACCUGCAGGAAGGAAAUCAGUUUGUUUCGGCAACAAUUCAUCUGGACCACCUCAGUAAAGAUGAAGUGCUAGAACUGAUCAGAAUCGUUAAGCCCUAUGACAACAACCUUGAACUUAAGACAACAAAAGACCUAAAAGCAGGAGUGUCCCUUGGUGAUCUCCGAUUGAACAGUGAGGCAGGACUUCAAGCACCGGGUGUUCAGGUUAAUGGGCUAAAUGGACAGAUAAAUGCCCCAAGCCUCAAGGGUGGCAUCUCAACCCCAACAGUAAAUGCAGAAAUGCCACAGAUGGAGUUAAAGGAUGCCACACCAAACUUCAGCCGCCCAGGGUUCAAAAGGCCAACUUUUGGCAUGUCUGCACCAAAUCUCGAAGGAGCAGGUCUGGAUGGCACAUUAGAAGCACCUGAUGUCAGUGUCUCCUCCCCUAGUCUAAACACUCCGGAUGUUUCUGUUAAUGUGGAUAAACCUGAAUUGAAGACAAAAACGUCCAAGUUCAAAAUGCCCAACUUCGGUUUACCGGCUAAAAAACCAAAGGUUAAUGGUAAUGUGAAUUUAACCACCCCAGACAUAAACGCUGACCUAAAAAACCCCGAUUUAAAUCUGUCAGCCCCAAAGAUUAAUGGAGAAUUUAACUCCCCUGAAGUAGACAUGACCUUGCCAACAACUCAGCUCAGUGGUCCAAACUUGGACAUUGAAACACCAAAAGUGAAUACUGAACCUCCUUCUACCAAGUUUAAAUUUCCAAAAUUUAAGAAAACAAAAACGACAAAAGUAAAAGUCCCAGAGGCGAAUGUUGAUGCAAAUCUAAAUACACCAAAUCUUGCACUUUCUGUCCCGAAAUUAAAUGCAGAUGUCAGUGCACCAAAUGUUGACAUUGAUCUGCCAAGAGCCAAUCUUGAAGCUCCAAACAUAGAUAUUCAAACUCCUGAUGUCGAUAUAGAUGCUCCCUCUGGCCAAAUUGAUGUUCAUGCUCCAUCUGCAAAGCACAAGUUCCCAACUCUUAAAAUGCCAAAGCUAAGCUCAUAUAAAUCAAAGUCGAAAACUCCAGAUCUAAAUGCAGGGAUACAAGCAUCAGACAUGAACAUGUCAGCUCCUAGAGUAGAUUUGAAUCUUCCAAAAGCUGAACUGGAAGGACCUAAUCUAGAUGUCAAGGCACCAAACCUCAACCUCUCUGCACCAGAUCUAGACAUUAAAACUCCUGCUGUUGAUGUGCAGGCACCAGAUAUCGACAUAGAAGCUCCAUCUGGAAAGCUAAAGAAGCCGCAUGUUAAACUGCCUAAAUUAAAUCUAUCUGGGUCAAAAAUUAAAGGUCCAGAUGUAGACCUCAAUGCACAGGGAGAUCUCCAAGCACCAAACCUCAACCUCUCUGCACCAGAUCUAGACAUUAAAACUCCAGCUGUUGAUGUGCAGGCACCAGAUAUCGACAUAGAAGCUCCAUCUGGAAAGCUAAAGAAGCCGCAUGUUAAACUGCCUAAAUUAAAUCUAUCUGGGUCAAAAAUUAAAGGUCCAGAUGUAGACCUCAACGCACAGGGAGAUCUCCAAGCACCAAACCUCAACCUCUCUGCACCAGAUCUAGACAUUAAAACUCCAGCUGUUGAUGUGCAGGCACCAGAUAUCGACAUAGAAGCUCCAUCUGGAAAGCUAAAGAAGCCACAUGUUAAACUGCCUAAAUUAAAUCUAUCUGGGUCAAAAAUUAAAGGUCCAGAUGUAGACCUCAAUGCACAGGGAGAUCUCCAAGCACCAAACCUCAACCUCUCUGCACCAGAUCUAGACAUUAAAACUCCAGCUGUUGAUGUGCAGGCACCAGAUAUCGACAUAGAAGGUCCAUCUGGAAAGCUAAAGAAGCCGCAUGUUAAACUGCCUAAAUUAAAUCUAUCUGGGUCAAAAAUUAAAGGUCCAGAUGUAGACCUCAAUGCACAGGGAGAUCUCCAAGCACCGGACCUAGACCUAAAAGCUCCAGAUCUCAGUCUUUCAGCACCAAAAGUGGAAGGCAAAUUAAGUGGUCCAGAUGUGGAUCUGAACUUGCCAGAUUCGGAUCUGAACUUGCCAGAUGCUAAUAUCAAAAGUCCAAAUGUAGAUCUCAAAGCCCCAGGCAUUGACUUAAAUGCUCCUAAAAUAGACAUUGAUGCCCCCUCUGGCAAAGUCAAGCUACCUCACUUGAAGUUUCCCAAGUUUGGUCUUUCUGGACCUCGGGUUAAAGCGCCUGAUGUAGAUGUGAACAUCCCUACAGCAGAACUCAAGGGACCUAAUGUAGAUGUUAAAACACCUGAUCUUAGUCUUUCCACGCCUAAAGUUGAAGGUGACAUUUCUGCUCCCUCUUUAGACAUUGAUUUGCCAAAAGCCGACUUAAAAGCUCCAACUGUGAAUAUUGGGGGAAAGUCACCAAAUCUCUCCACUCCAGAUGUAGACAUAAACUUGCCAAAAGCAGAGCUUGAAGGACCUGAUGCAAACCUAAAAGUCCCAGAUGUUGACAUUAAUGCCACAUCUGGAAAAUUUAAGAUGCCACAUUUCAAUUUGCCAAAACUGAAUCUGUCUGAGCCAAAAGUAAAAGGGCCUGAGCUGGAUGCUAAUGCAGAUCUAGAUCUCUCAGUUCCCAAACUCAAAGGAGAAUUAACUGACCUAAAUCUUCCCAAAGCUGAGAUCAGUGUGCCUGAUGUGAAUGCAACUUUACCAAAAGCUGAAGUCAGUGUCCCCAGUGUAGAUGUCAGUUCCCCAGAUUUAAAGGCUCCAUCUGGAAAGUUUAAACCGAUUACGUUUAAGAAAUCAAAAGUUGACCUUUCCGGUCCAAAAGUGAAGAGUCCUGGGAUUGACUUAAAUGCAGAAGCUCCCGAUCUCAGCCUCUCAGCUCCAACAGUUGAUACAGAUGUCAAAGUGCCAGAUGCUGAUAUAAAGCUUCCCACUGCAGAUGUUGACAUCAAUGCUCCCAAAGGAAAGAUGAAAUUCCCAACAUUCAAAAAGUUUCACCUGUCUGGUCCAAAAGUCAAAUCUCCUGAUGUUGACAUUGCUGCUGAUGUAAGUGGACCAGAUCUAAACCUAUCUGCACCUGAGGUUGGUAGUCCUGAUGUUAACGUGAGUCUUCCCAAUGCUGGGCUUGAUGUAGAUGUUCCCACUGCAGACGUUGACAUCAAUGCUCCCAAAGGAAAGAUGAAAUUCCCAACAUUCAAAAAGUUUCACCCAUCUGGUCCAAAAGUCAAAUGUCCUGAUGUUGACAUUGCUGCUGAUGUAAGUGGACCUGAUCUAAACCUAUCUGCACCUCAGGUUAAUAGUCCUGAUGUUAACGUGAGUCUUCCCAAUGCUGGGCUUGAUGUAGAUGUUCCCACAGCAGACGUUGACAUCAAUGCUCCCAAAGGAAAGAUGAAAUUCCCAACAUUCAAAAAGUUUCACCCAUCUGGUCCAAAAGUCAAAUCUCCUGAUGCUGACAUUGCUGCUGAUGUAAGUGGACCAGAUUUGAACCUAUCUGCACCUGGGGUUGGUGGUCCUGAUGUUGACUUGAGUCAACCAAACACUGGGGUUGAUGUAGAUGUUCCAGGCAUCAAUGCUGAAGCUGAGGGCUCCAAGCGUCGGGUAAAAUGGCCCUUCAAAUGGCGUAAAUCUAUGGAAUCAAAGGAUGAGGAUAUUAACGGUAAAGCACCAGAAGUAGAUGGUACCACUUCAGAAAUAAAACUCCCCAAAAAUAUACCUAUCUUCAAAACUCACAGUUUGCCUGCCAGCGUCAUUGACAGUAUCUUGCAAGAACGCAGUGGAGCGGUUGACCUCAGUACUGACCCUACGAAAACAAUAACUGACACGGCUGUCUCUGUCUCGUCAGUCAAGACAAAUCUGAAAGUUUCAUCUCCAUCUGUUGGAGUCAAUGGACAGACAGUCGCUGUAGAUGUCCAGGAAAGGCUGAGGUUGUCUAACGCACGUACCCCAAACCCAGAUUUCGGCAUAUCUUCAGAACCAGGCAGCCCUACAAAAGUGAAUAGAGGAACAUUUAAAGUCACAAAGCCUGAUGCUGAAAAGGACUAUCCGGUAGUUGAUACUACUAGCAAGGAAGAUGAUGCCAAGAUGAACCUCAGCUUGAACAACAUGCUUGGUUUGACAACAGAAUAAAGUUUAAGUAAAACCAGGA
Messenger RNA from Megalobrama amblycephala (Wuchang bream), 4327 nucleotides. RefSeq names its product neuroblast differentiation-associated protein AHNAK. The coding region runs from base 130 to 4308 and encodes 1392 amino acids. Gene Ontology annotation, biological process: regulation of RNA splicing. Gene Ontology annotation, cellular component: nucleus; cytoplasm. The record is from RefSeq and is a predicted model, not a curated record. Lineage: Eukaryota; Metazoa; Chordata; Actinopteri; Cypriniformes; Xenocyprididae. The transcript is spliced from 5 exons.